Messenger RNA from Aspergillus pseudonomiae, 919 nucleotides. RefSeq names its product SND2/TMEM208 family protein. The record is from RefSeq and is a predicted model, not a curated record. The coding region runs from base 207 to 716 and encodes 169 amino acids. NCBI's taxonomy places the organism in Eukaryota, Fungi, Ascomycota, Eurotiomycetes, Eurotiales, Aspergillaceae. The transcript has 2 exons. Gene Ontology annotation, cellular component: intracellular membrane-bounded organelle. Gene Ontology annotation, biological process: vacuolar protein processing.
CCACGUUGAGCUUCCGCACUAGCUUCGAUCUUGCUCUGUCACGAUUAGGUAGUAUGGCUUAGUUUCUGUAUAUAUAGCCUAAUAUCUGCAAGGAGCUAUCGACUGAUACGAUCUGCAACCAUCUACAUUCACCCUGGAUAUAUCAAACGACACGACUGAAAGUACCUAAAUACUCCAGUUCUACUAAUCUUGGACGACUGAUCAAUAUGGCACAAAAAGCGGCAAAAACCCUCGCGACUCGAAAUGCCUCCCUCUUACUCCGUACUCAUAUAACUACUUUCUGUCUUCAUGCUGCCUUCCUCCUUCUCCACUGGAUAUUCAACCGCCCACGCUCUUUAACGCCUUAUGUUGUCUUUGCAUGUCCGACUCUAGCUAUCGAAUUCUAUCUCGAUCGUUUGGGCCGCCCACGCUAUAAUCCCGCCGAUGGCUCACUUCGCUCCCCUGGAGAGGACCUUGGGGCGGCCGGUUUAACAGAAUAUAUGUGGGAUGUCUUGUAUUGGACGUGGGGCUGUAUUGGCGCGGUCUGUGUCUUUGGCGAUCGCGCCUGGUGGCUAUGGAUUGUGGUGCCCUUGUAUUCCGUCUGGUUGGCAUAUACCACUUUCACGGGAAUGAAGAGCGGACUUUCCGGGAUGGGCGGAACAGAGCCAGCUGUUGCGGAGAGUAAGAGGCAGAAGAAGAUGGAGAAAAGGGGAGGCCAGCGAGUACAGUAUCGAUGAUCUGUUGCACUCGACUAUUGCAUGUACAUUAUGGGCUAUCUCAUCGCUAUGAGCAAAUUGGGUACGAUAUCUUCACAUGUUGGACAGAAAUAGUAUGAAGAAUGUGUUGAAUUACGUUUUCCAUAAAUGUACGAUAAUGACGUGCACACAUAUAGACUUACAAAACCACGGGUGCGCUAGUUUAUACAACAAUCAUUAGGCUU